AUGCAUCACGCUAUCAGAAAAAAUCUCUUAGCUCACGAAGUCAGUCCAUAUUUACUUCAGCAUCAAUUUAACCCAGUAGACUGGUACCCAUGGGGUGCCCAAGCCUUCACAAAAGCCCAACAAGAAAACAAGCCAAUUUUAUUAUCAAUUGGCUACUCAGCUUGCCACUGAUGCCACGUAAUGGCCCACGAAAGUUUCGAAAACGAAGAAGUUGCUGAAAUCAUGAACCAAAAUUUCGUUAACAUCAAAGUGGACCGUGAAGAAAGGCCAGAUUUAGACUCCUAUUACCAAAAUGCUUUAUCAUUAUUAGGAAGAUCAGGCGGAUGGCCACUUACCAUGUUUCUCAAUACUGAAGGGAAGCCAUUUUGGGGCGGCACCUAUUUCCCUCCUCACAGAAAAUAUAAUCUUCCAGGCUUCAAAGAAGUCUUGACCACUAUUUCUGAUUCUUAUAAGAAAAACAAUCACUCGAUUAUUAACACUGCUAAUCAAAUCGACCAUAUAAUAAAAAAUGAAAAAAUUCAAUCUGAAGCAGGACAAGCAAUGAGCCUGGACUCAUUAAACGCAAUUUCUGAUAAGCUGUUAUCAUAUAUGGACCCUCGAUAUGGAGGCAUUGCAGGGGCACCUAAAUUCCCAAGUCCUAAUUUAUUAGCCUUUUUCUGGAGAUCAUAUGAAAGGACUCAGUCAAGAAAAUAUAAAGAUGCCUUCUUACUAGCUAUGAGCCAAAUGUCAAAAGGAGGGAUUUAUGACCACAUAGGUGGGGGCUUUUCAAGGUACUCAACAGACCAAUUUUGGCUUGUGCCACACUUUGAAAAAAUGCUGUAUGAUAAUGCUCAGUUAAUAGAAUUAUUAACUCUUGCCUGGAAAGAGACCCAAGAUCCUUUGUAUUUGUUAAGAGUUGAAGAAACAAUCAGAUGGAUUGAGAGAGAUAUGAAAUUACCUGAAGGCGGAUUUGCAAGCUCUUUAGAUGCUGAUUCAGAAGGCCAUGAAGGGCUUUAUUAUGUAUGGUAUGAAGUUGAAAUUGAUAAUUUAUUAGGAGAUGACGCUGAAUAUUUUAAAAAAUCAUAUGAUGUAACCAGCACUGGGAAUUGGGAAGGGAAAAAUAUUUUAAAUUUGUCAAAUUUUAGAGGAAAUUAUGGAGAUGAAAGAUUGGCAAGGUGCAGACAAAUUUUAUUGGAGGAAAGAAAUACGAGAACGCCUCCACAUAAAGAUGACAAGGUGCUGGCUGAUUGAAAUGGAUUAAUGAUUUAUGGACUUGUGCAGGCUAGUUUAGCUUUUGAUAAGCCUGAGUGGCUUCAGUUAGCAAGAAAUGCAUUUUCUUUUAUAGUAGAAAAUAUGGUCGCAAAUGGCUCAAUAUACCAUAGCUGAAGGGAAGGAAAAAUUAACCCAGUUUCUUUUUUGUCAGAUUACGCUUCUUUAAGCAGAGCUGCUUUAUCUCUUUAUCAAGCCACUUUUAAUGAAGAAUAUUUAAGAUAUGCAGAAGAUUGGACAAAUGUUAUCAAUACAAAAUAUAAAGCAGAAGACGGUGGGUAUAAUUUUUUGCAAAAAGACGUCAAUGAAAUUUCGUCUUCAUUGAAAGAAUUAAAUGAUGAUCCAAUUCCAUCUGGGAACUCAUUAGCUCUCGAAGUAAUGGUGAAGCUAAAGGUUUUGACUGAAACAAAUAAUUAUGAUGAAGACAUAGAAAAUCAAAUUCAAUAUUUUUCAUCAUUGAUGAAAGGACAGCCGAUGAUGCUUGCAACUAUGCUGAAUGCAUAUGAGUUAUAUCAUAGAUAUAUAACAGUGUCAUUAAGAGGGCAUCCAGGAGAUAUAAGGAUUUUUGAUUUUUUAAAUGUUGCGUCCAAAGUUCCGUCUCUUUGUGUUAUAUCGAGAAGAGAAAUUGUAAAUGAAGAAUCUAAUGUAGUUCUAUGUAAGAAUUUUACUUGUAGCGACCCUCUUGUGGCACCUAAUGAAUUAGACGAAAAGCUUACUCUACCUAUUUGUUAGCGAGCAUAAAAUUUAUGUUCAUUUAGCUGCAUAAAUUUUAAUAUAAUUUACAUGAGAUUUCAUUAUUUUUUACUAUUAAUUAUAUAUUAUAAUAUAUUUCAUGCCCAAAUUAGAAUUUCUAAUGGUUUUGCAUAUAAAUGGAGGAGUUAGAAAAAUGAUUUUUGACUAA
Molecule: messenger RNA, 2149 nt
Organism: Blepharisma stoltei
Lineage: Eukaryota; Ciliophora; Heterotrichea; Heterotrichida; Blepharismidae
Source: the annotation of a GenBank genome assembly